UUCACAAAUCCAAGCUGCGGUCACUCUGAACACGUGUUUGUCCCGAAGACCUGCAGUUUAAACAAAAUAUCCACGUUUUUAACUAAAACACAAUGGUGAAAGUUAAAGUAGAGCGUUCCGAGGAUGCCGAUGAAUCCGUAGUGGUCAGCGGCGAUGUCUCCAUCAAGGAGGAGGAGUCCUACGACGACAAGAUGGUCUUCGUGAACGCCAUUGCCAAGCCGAUGGCAGGUAAGAAACUGGCUAAAAAGUGCUACAAACUGGUGAAAAAGGCGAUGAAGCACAAGACCUAUCUGCGAAACGGAUUGAAGGAUGUGCAGACUCGCCUGCGCAAAGGAGAAACCGGCAUUUGCAUCUUCGCUGGCGAUGUGACUCCCAUUGACAUCCUGUGUCAUUUGCCCGCCGUUUGCGAGGAGAAGGGCAUCCCAUAUGCCUACACGCCAAGUCGGGCGGAUUUGGGAGCUGCCAUGGGCGUAAAGCGCGGUACAGUCGCCCUGCUGAUCCGCCAGAACGAGGAGUACAAGGAUCUGUACGACGAGGUCAAGGAGGAGCUCUCCGGGCUGUAUAUACCUGUCUAGACCUGUAGCCCUAGUUUCUUCUGCUAAUUAAGUACCUAGUUAAGUGUAAAGGAAUCCUAAUAAACGCCAGGAGUUGCCAAUUUUUAGGCACCAACAAAAAAGGUUUCGUCUUUGUAAU
Drosophila gunungcola (fruit fly) is the source of this 693-nucleotide messenger RNA. RefSeq names its product H/ACA ribonucleoprotein complex subunit 2-like protein (gene NHP2). The transcript is spliced from 2 exons. The record is from RefSeq and is a predicted model, not a curated record. The coding region runs from base 93 to 575 and encodes 160 amino acids. Gene Ontology annotation, biological process: rRNA pseudouridine synthesis; snRNA pseudouridine synthesis. Gene Ontology annotation, molecular function: box H/ACA snoRNA binding. NCBI's taxonomy places the organism in Eukaryota, Metazoa, Arthropoda, Insecta, Diptera, Drosophilidae. Gene Ontology annotation, cellular component: box H/ACA snoRNP complex.